Nycticebus coucang (slow loris) is the source of this 675-nucleotide messenger RNA. RefSeq names its product tripartite motif-containing protein 43B-like. The transcript has 3 exons. Gene Ontology annotation, molecular function: zinc ion binding. NCBI's taxonomy places the organism in Eukaryota, Metazoa, Chordata, Mammalia, Primates, Lorisidae. The record is from RefSeq and is a predicted model, not a curated record. Bases 1 to 675 code for a protein of 224 amino acids.
AUGGACCUAGGUAUACUGCAAGCCUUCCAGAGGGAAAUCACCUGUGCCAUCUGCCUCCACUACCUUACAGACCCAGUCACCAUAGGCUGUGGACACAGCUUUUGCAGGCCCUGCCUUUCUCUCUCCUGGGAAGGAGCCCCAAAUCCUGCCCACUGCCCAGAGUGCAGAGAACCAUCACAGCAGAGAAAGUUCAAAACCAAUAUUGUUCUGAAGAAUCUCGUGUCCGUUGCCAGAAAAGCCAGUCUCUGGCAAUUCCUGAGCUCUGAGGAACAAAUGUGUGGAACCCACAAGGAGAAGAAGAAGAUGUUCUGUGAAGUGGACAGGAGCCUGCUGUGUUCGCUCUGCUCUAACUCCCAGGAGCACAGGACUCACAGACACUGUCCCAUUGAAGGGGCAGCUGUGGACCAGCGGGCUAAACUCAAAAAGCAAAUGAGAUCUUUAUGGGACAAGAUCCAGGAAAAUCAGAGAAACCUGAGAGAGGAACAAAUAAUGAUUAACCAAUUCAUGGAAUAUGUGCUUCUAGUGAGAAAAAUGACCAGGACCGAAUAUGCAGAGCUUCACCCAGUUCUCUAUAAGGAAGAACAACAACAUUUGGAGGAACUGGAAAGGGAGAGCUGGAAUAUCCUUCAGCAACUCAAGAGAAGUGUGGCCCAAAUAAAUCAAAAGCGGAAAUAA